CUUCUGUGUACAUGUUUAAAAAUGAUAGCGUGGAUUGUACUGUUAGCCGGUUUUACGGGGAUAUCGAAUGCUGCUAAAAAUUUGCUCCACAAUGCAGAUUUUGAAUCUAGUGAUUUCAAUGGAAAUUGGUACGGCAGGGGUUGUCAACUGACUCAGAGUAACGACGCCUACCAUGGUCACCACAGCGCACAUCUAUCCAACAGGAACCAAAACUGGAGUGGAUUAGCACACAAUGUUAAUUUGCAUGCUGGUUCCCGGUAUAAGACCACAGCCUAUGUAAAGUUGUUGAGUACUGCAAAUAAUAAGACGUGUCAGAGUGUAGCUAUGCAGCUGAAUUGCAAAGAUGGCAACGAAAUAGAUAUAUAUAUGGAAUUUGGUACCACACCUAACAUUCAACCUGGACAAUGGUGUGAAAUUGGAGGUGUUGUUCAUACAAGAAAUGGGUACCACACCUGUCGUAUCUACGUGAAGACGGAAGCACACACGGAUUAUCUUGUUGACUCGGCUAGUAUGGAAUUAGUAUCAUAUGAUUUAGACUGGAAAUCCCGAGCAAAUCAGAGAAUCGAACAAAACAGGAAGGCGGAUAUCAACAUUAAGUUGACUGGAAAUGGUGUUGACACUAGCUCUUUGGAUAUUGAGCUUCAACAGACAAAGAUGGAAUUUGCCUUUGGAUCAGCAGUUCAUUCGACCAAAAUAGUAGACACUAAUUAUGCAGCGUAUCAGAAGGCAUUUUAUGACAAUUUUGAAUGUGGAGUUCUAGAAAGUACACUGAAAUGGCAAUACAUGGAGCAGAGUAAGGGGCACAUUAACUACGACAGACCAUUGAAUGGCAUCAAGGCCAUGCGCUCACACGGAAUCAAAAUUCGGUGCCAUUGUGCAUUCUGGGAUAAAGACAAGUACACACAGGACUGGGUUAAGGCUCUACAAGGUGAUGCUUUAAGAUCGGCAAUACGUGCCCGGGUACAAGGGGUUACUAGUCAUACCAAAGGCAUGUGUGAACAGUGGGAUAUAAACAAUGAACUGUUACAUGGAGAUAUCUACGAGAGACUUUCAGAAGACCCAAACAUCACUAUGGAUAUGUUUAGACAAAUGCAUGCAGCAGAUGGGCAUCCGUUGUUGUUCCUUAAUGAUUAUGGUGUGAUAAACUACAGCGAAUCUACAGUGGCACUUAAAGACACAGCCGUACGUUACAAGAAAGCCGGGGUACCUGUCGGCGGUCUUGGUGUUCAGGGACAUAUGCAUAACAUAGAUAUAAACGUUAUCGAGGCACAACUUGAUAUAUUGGCAGAGGCCAGACUACCAAUAAUGAUAACUGAGCUUACUGUGAAGGACAAAGACGAGAACAGCCGGGCAACAAAACUUGUGAACCUAUUAACCCUGUUCUUCAGUCAUCCGUCUGUAAAAGGUGUUCUGGGGAUUCUGGGACGGACAGAUGUCAGAGCAAGACGCUUCGCUCUUUGCUGGGGCAAAUGUCACGCCAAAUGCAGCUGGCAGAGCUUACCAACAUUUGUUCCAUGACCUAUGGCGCACCAACGUUACCUAUACAAUACACGGGCAUGAGCGAUACCACGUGCGUGGGUUUAAAGGUGAAUACAACUUGAGGGUCAAACAUAACGGACAGUUACUGAAGACGGAAACAUUCACAUUGGCUGAUGGUGGAAA
Messenger RNA from Mercenaria mercenaria, 1662 nucleotides. RefSeq names its product anti-sigma-I factor RsgI6-like. The transcript is spliced from 13 exons. NCBI's taxonomy places the organism in Eukaryota, Metazoa, Mollusca, Bivalvia, Venerida, Veneridae. The record is from RefSeq and is a predicted model, not a curated record. Gene Ontology annotation, biological process: carbohydrate metabolic process. Bases 22 to 1518 code for a protein of 498 amino acids. Gene Ontology annotation, molecular function: hydrolase activity, hydrolyzing O-glycosyl compounds.